GCUGACACUCCUUAAAAGAAAAAAACCGGAAACGCGGCGAUGAGACAGAAGUAGUUAGCAAACUAGUUAUCAACAACGAGUUCUUUGUAAAAGUUUUAUAUUCGUCGUUAUUAAGACUACGGUCCCACAAAAUCUUAAACAUGUCGGGAUCAUCCAGCAUCGUAGCGAUGAAGAAAGUCGUCCAACAGCUACGCCUCGAAGCUGGCUUAAACAGAGUUAAGGUGUCCCAGGCCGCGGCGGACUUGCAGAAGUUUUGCCUGCAGAACGCCCAGCAGGACCCUCUGCUCACCGGCGUGUCGUCCAGCACCAACCCGUUCAGACCGCAGAAAGUUUGUUCCUUCCUAUAGCACCGACAGUCCCAGUCUGUUCCUUUGUUUUGGACGUAAUGUUGUCCUGUAGAACCGGGCUGCAGGACCUGCGCUGUGGACUAAAAUCGUCUCAGGAGUGUUUCCAAACCUGGGGGGGCGGAGGACAAGCGACUGGCUUAACAGUUUUGUUUUUGUUUGUUUGUUUGUUUUUACUAUUGCCUUUGCAAAAUCUCAACAUGGAAACAUUUCCAGAUGCUCUCAUGUGGCACUGUUAAUGUCUUAGCCUUCUUGCUUAGAAGAAACUAACUCGUUUCAACACACACAUUUGUGCCUUUUUUGAACUGUACAUUUUUCAUGCCUGAUUUUGAGAAUGAAUAAAUGGUUAUUUCCACAUUUUAAA
Molecule: messenger RNA, 708 nt
Organism: Scatophagus argus
Lineage: Eukaryota; Metazoa; Chordata; Actinopteri; Scatophagidae
Product: guanine nucleotide-binding protein G(I)/G(S)/G(O) subunit gamma-5
Exons: 3
Coding region: 141-347 (68 amino acids)
Biological process (GO): G protein-coupled receptor signaling pathway
Cellular component (GO): heterotrimeric G-protein complex
Molecular function (GO): G-protein beta-subunit binding
Source: RefSeq, a predicted model, not a curated record